AUGGGUUGUGGUAUGAGCACCGAAGAUAAGGAGGGCAAGCAGAGGAACGAGGAGAUUGAGAACCAAUUGAAGAAGGAUCGCAUGAUGCAGAGAAAUGAGAUCAAGAUGCUCUUGCUCGAGUCCUUCAAAGAGAUCAUCUUCAGUAACACUGUGCAAUCCAUGCGCGUCAUCCUCGAAGCUAUGGAGUCGCUGGAGCUUCCCNUCGACGACCAGAGAGCCGAGUACCACGUCCAGACCAUUUUCAUGCAACCUGCACAAAUUGAAGGCGACAACCUUCCCCCAGAGGUCGGCAACGCCAUCUCGGUCCUCUGGAAGGAUCCUGGUGUCCAAGCCUGCUUCCAGCGCUCAAGAGAGUACCAGCUCAACGACUCUGCCAAANUAGUAUGUUGUCGCGUCUGGCUGCGCAUGUCGUUCCAUCUUACUAACCAUCGUCACAGCUACUUCGACUCGAUAGACCGCAUUGCCCAGCCCGACUACAUUCCCAACGACCAAGAUGUUCUCCGCUCCCGUGUCAAGACAACCGGUAUUACCGAGACCACCUUCAUCAUUGGCGACCUCACCUACCGCAUGUUCGACGUCGGUGGUCAGCGUUCCGAACGUAAGAAGUGGAUCCACUGCUUCGAGAACGUUACCACUAUUUUGUUCCUUGUCGCCAUCUCAGAAUACGACCAAUUGCUUUUCGAAGAUGAGACUGUCAACCGUAUGCAAGAAGCCUUGACUCUGUUCGACAGCAUUUGCAACUCAAGGUGGUUCGUCAAGACAUCGAUCAUUCUUUUCCUCAACAAGAUCGAUAGAUUCAAGGAGAAGCUGCCCGUCAGCCCCAUGAAGAACUACUUCCCCGACUACGAGGGCGGUGCCGACUACGCCGCUGCUUGUGACUACAUCUUGAAUCGCUUCGUCAGCUUGAACCAGCACGAGACCAAGCAGAUUUACACACAUUUCACCUGCGCCACUGACACUAUGCAAAUUAGAUUCGUCAUGGCUGCUGUCAACGGUAAGCUUUUAAUAUUGCUUGUUUACUAUGAGCACUUUGCUGACAAUGUCUCCANNGAUAUCAUCAUCCAAGAAAACCUCAGAUUGGCCGGUCUCAUCUAA
This is a messenger RNA of Aureobasidium vineae, 1095 nucleotides long. The record is from the annotation of a GenBank genome assembly. Lineage: Eukaryota; Fungi; Ascomycota; Dothideomycetes; Dothideales; Saccotheciaceae.